This is a messenger RNA of Letharia lupina, 1875 nucleotides long. RefSeq lists its product as uncharacterized. The record is from RefSeq and is a predicted model, not a curated record. The coding region runs from base 1 to 1875 and encodes 624 amino acids. NCBI's taxonomy places the organism in Eukaryota, Fungi, Ascomycota, Lecanoromycetes, Lecanorales, Parmeliaceae. The transcript is spliced from 5 exons.
AUGGAUACAAGUCGCCCGCUCGAAUGUCUUGCAUAUGCUUCCGAAAGAUCUACCCGCUUUACCAAACGAGACCAGGACAAACACAUUGUCUUUCUCGACGAUGUGAUCGCUGUUCAAAGCCAGCUCGAAUACACCAGCUUAAACAUUUCACAUCUUAUGGACCAUUACCGACUUAUUCGGCCACAAUAUCACGAGCACAACUCAAGUGCUGCGAGAGCUCUUGAGGUACUGGUGCAAGAAGCAAAGCUAAUGACAACCGCCGUCACUGGAGACAUUAUUGUCCCAGAUGUUCGCCUGCUACCUCUCCACCGAAUCUCCUACCCUGAGACCGCGAGGAAGGUGCUAGCCGCAAACCCCAAAAAGAAGCUCCAGAAACACGAAAUGGAGGACCUGUGGGACGGCAUUAUGUACCACGUCUUCGACUUUGAAGUUACGCUCUGGAAGCAAAAGAAAAACGAGCUUCUGUCGGAGACCGAGUACCGCAAACUUCAAGCGGGGGCGAAGACCUCGAGAAAGCGUAAGCGUGGGGAGAUCAGUGAGGCAUCUGGAGAUUCUGACGUCGAGGUCCAACCAGCGGCAACCAAGGCAGCUGCCCAGCCAUUGCAUCCACUAUCUGGAGAGGUGACGAGUGCGACCAGCCAAGGCGCGGUGACCCACCAUGACACUGUUGGACCACCUCCCGCCAGACCAGUUGCUCGACCCAUCAAUACACCUCAAUCGAAGAGCUCGAGGCAGUGGGCGCCUGGUGCCAUACCUAAAACUACACCGGCCUCAGGAGAAAGAGCCUUAUUACAGGCGGACAACGAGCCAUUGCUGGCGGGAUCUGGGGUGGGCACACGCGUGGUUACUGAAAACACGGCAGCACCACCUCGUGUGCAACCUUUCUAUCGGGCCCCAGCCAGAGCUCCUAUGAUAGGCUCGAACCAGAUUUCACAACCUCCUGCGGUGCAAGUCAAUCCGAGUCCAGCCAGAGGCAGAGGCCGUAAGAGAAGGGCAGGCAGCGGACACCGGCAGUCGGUAGUCGGGCAGAGGAGCCGUGUGGAUAGUGAGGCUACGUUGAUACCAAUUCCAACGCGAUUACCCAGACCGCCCACAGCUACGGCUUCUACGAUAGGCGCGACGCGGAGAAGGUCCCCUCCUCCAGAAAGGAUCCACAAUCCUUCGGCAGAAACUUUGCAGCAGUGGAGGGCACAACGUAUAGCGGACGUUGGACCAGCAAAAUUCAACGAGGAGUACAAUGCUGGGAUCUAUAUCCCUUCGCUCGAUUCUUGCCCAGCUCCAGAUAAGGCUACGAACAUGGCUCUGAAGAACGCUCCGAAGCCGAAGGCAACAUUCCUGAUUGGUGUCCAAUACACCCCUGACCAUUUUGAGCGGAUGGGCCACACGCUGCUCGACUUCACGAAGACAAUGGUGGGAAAAAAUGACAAUAAGAACAUCCCAGUUACCCGUCAAGAAGUCAAUAGUCACUGGGACAUGGAGGUGCACAAUAACCUCCCUCGGGAUCACCCGAUGCGUGCUCGUUUACACGAGCAGAAGACAUCACCAAUGGUCGAGGAGUUCUGGGAGAGGCGGGCAGAUGAGGGCGCGUUCAUGGCAAAACACGAUAAGCAAAGCCAGACAGGCUUUCAUAUUAUCAAACCCGCGCGUACCUCCACGGAACGCAACGAACACAAAUACGCAGUGAUCAUGACACACGAAGAGCACGUCUAUGUUAUUUUCCCCGACAUCAAGGCUCUACCUCUCCGUAAGCUCUCUUACCUCGACCUAGUGCCCAAGAUCUUGGCCGCAAAUCUAACCAAGGAUCUGACGACAAAGAGAGGCAUAUGGGCUGUUCUCCUGAAUAGAUGGCCAGUCACCAUUAAGACUCCAGUAUAA